Lutzomyia longipalpis is the source of this 3534-nucleotide messenger RNA. RefSeq lists its product as uncharacterized. The transcript is spliced from 2 exons. The record is from RefSeq and is a predicted model, not a curated record. The coding region runs from base 513 to 3221 and encodes 902 amino acids. Lineage: Eukaryota; Metazoa; Arthropoda; Insecta; Diptera; Psychodidae.
ACACGUGGUCCUUCGAGCCGGAGGUGGUUCAGUUAAUAAUUAUUUAUCCUUUAUCUUAAAGGUACCUGAAACACCCAACUUCCGUACUAUCUGCCCAAGGAAGAGAUUCUAAUUAUAUUUAUGUGGUGUAUAUUUAAAGGUAAUCUUGACAUGUGGUCCUUCGUGGGAAAAACCAGCACCUAGGACAGGAAGUCCUGAGUGAAACCGUCAUCAGUGCCUAGGAUAUCUUGUGAAACAUAGCGUGUCUGUCAUCCGUGAACAUUUGGAGAGAUUUCUGUACAUUCUCUCAAGGGAUUUACGGCGCAAUCAACACACCUAGCUGCACUGAGAAGGAAGUUAGCGCACAGUUUGUCUGAAGGACACCAACGCAGCUUCAAGGACUUUAUUUGUAUCUGAGAGAUUUUAAUUUGAGACCAUACUGAAGUGAUGAUUUUCUAUAGCCCCAAUUGUGAUUAGAACCCGAUGAUUUUUAUUUCUUAUCACCCACGUGCUUGAAAUCUUCACCAGUCACUAUGUCUCCAAACCUGUGCCACGACACCAUAGAAGCUUUAGAGGAAGAAGUUGGUCUCAUUCAGGAUCAGUCUGAAUUCCUAAAUCGUCAUGAUGCUCUUCAUAUUCUUCGGCAGUAUCAGGAUCGUCUGCAUCGCAUUGAGAUGAGGUAUUUUGAGAAUCAAGAAAUAAACUUUGUAGAAGGAUUCUCGGACCAAUCACAAGAUGAACGGAUCCUGCAAGAGUUUCUGAGGAAGGUUGAGUCGCUUUCCACAAUCAUUCACCGUCUCAUUGCUAAACUAGAAGUUAGAGAUUUGAGGAAUUUGUUCUACAAAGGCCCUAUGAGUACUUCGAAGGAUCGUACAAUGCAUGAGAAUGGGAUGAAGGAGCGAAUGGGAGACAUGACGGAGGAACCUCUGAGAGAAACCAGUUUGGCCAGGAGUUCAAAUUAUGAAAAAUCCUCAGUAGCAUUGAAUACACAAUCAAUUUUGGAUGGAGAGGAAAGACACGAUGCUGCAAGGAUCUGCAGAAUAUGCGAAAGAUGUUCAUCAUACACUCUUGAGCUGGAUCUUCAAGUAUGCUCAUAUCCAGUCUGCAAUUUGUGUUAUGGAAAGGACCAAAGCGUUCUUCAGGGUAUCUCUAUCAGCACAAAUUCUCCUACUCACACCCAGCCUAGUACACCUUCUCAAAUAGAGGAAGCUAAACAUUCUUCAUAUCCUGUUGCACAGGCGUGCACGGAAGCUUUGUCCUCUCAACAUGAAGGAUCAGUACAACCAUUGUCUCUUACUGUACAGGAAUACAGGGAACCCUCUUCAUCUCGGAAAAAAGAUGGAGGAUCUUCAUUAUUUCCCUUGGUUUCUGUGGCUCGGGAGUACAAGCAAUCUUCUUUCCCCCUAACAGAAGAAUCAAUACAUUUCUCAUUUCCUGUGGCACAGGAGUGCACAGAUUCUUCUACAAUUGUGACGGAAGUGUCACAAUUGAUGGGACAAUUGGACAGCCCGGAUUCAGCAAUGGAAGCAUCUGUUCAGCAGUCUUCUAUUGACUUGAAAUCGCAGAGUGAUGUCACAAAUUCCCAAUUCUUUCAAACUAUCACGUUGGAGCAAGAGUCUGCAAAUUACUCAGUGGAGUCCAUUAGUGGAUUAGUCAUACCCAAAGUAGUCUCACACCAAAAUGCAGCAGAAGUCUUUCAGCCAGCAAGAGCGAUGUCAAUCCCGGAUCUAGCAACAGUAGUCCCUCUUUUUCAAACUUCAUUUGACUUAGAAUCUCAGUGUGACACAUCAUCGUCUCCAAAGUCCUGGCAGAAGCAGAAGUCCGCAAAAUGUGCAGUGAGAUUCCAUGGAAGCACAAAUCCCAUUUUACUCUCCCAAUCAUCUGCAGCAGAGGUCUCACAACAACAAAUCUUAAAGUGUUCAAAGCCCAUUGAUUUUGGAAAAUCAGAAGGACUCAAUAGAGCCAAGCAAUCUCCAAAUACAUGUGCUCUUCAUAAUUCCUUUCUGAAUUACAUCCUAUUGGCAGAACCACAGCAUACUCAACUCAGAGCUCUUGAUACGUCUUCAUUGGUUAAGGGCAAAGUUCUUUGGAAAGUCAUGAGAAUGGGAGUGUACGUACUCAGACUUGGAGCACAAGGAAUGGCUACCAGUGUCUUCAGAUGGUUACUUACAAGACCUUGGUGUACGGGUACACCAGGCCCUCCAUGUCUUCAUGUCAGCCAGGCCCAAUUCAAUGAAAGUGAUGACAACUUUAAUGCUCUGCGAAAAAUGUAUGAAACUCUAGGCAAUUUAGUGGAUUACAGCAAGGAGAAGUCCGAAGAGAUGGCAACAAGUCAGUAUGACACUAUUCUUCCAUUUCAAUCCCAAUCAGCAAUCAGUGGAUCAGAAGUCAUCUGUGAAGCAUCGUCACAAGUAUUGCCUCAUCUCUCGUCUUCAGCAUGUGAAUCUUCUCUUGUAUCCACGGAACAUUUUGAAUUCACCUUUCAAUUGGUUUCGGGUGAAUCUCUCUUUAUACUACUUCAACAUCUUCAUCAGAAGCCAUAUUCAAUGGAACAUUGGAGCGGUUGCAAUCAGUCAAUAUGUAUCAUCACUCAUGCAUUUCUUCUGGUAGAUGAUGUGCACUUUGUAAGACUUCUAUAUCUCUUGCAAUCACUCUCAAUGAUUCCUCAAGCAUCAACAUCUGAAGUGGAAUUGAUCUGCACUAAUGUGGCACCAAGUUUGCAACGUAGUGUGAUACAGACUUCCUGUGGAAGUAAUCAGCAACGUACAAUCUGGAAGCAGUUGUCCUGGAAUUACAGAUCAGACUUCAGAAGUUAUUCUCUCAAUCAGAAAGUGGCUACGUCUUCAUCGUUAGUCACACCGAUACUACAUUCUCACUGGUAUGCAGGAUUUGCAAAUGAGUUUCAAGGAAUCGCGAUUAACACAGCGCAUUUGAGAGUUGAGAAAGCCUUGGAAAGGACAUUUUCUCACAUUCCUGUUGGAGUCAUCUCGGCUGAUGUUCCGGUUCUUAUCAAGAUCCAACUGAGGAGUAUUAAACCAUGGCCCAUUGUCAGCAAAAAUGAAGUUUUCUCAAUUAACUCUCUCAUCAAUGGAUCAAAUAAACUUUUGGGGAUCUUAUUCUUGGAAAACGAGGAUCAACUACGCUAUGUUCAGCUAGGACUAUUGGCAUUUCCUGAGAAUCUGUGGAAGACUGCUCUUGUUGAUGUUGGUCGGUGGACUUUCAAACAUCCUUUCAAAUCAUAGUUCCCAGGACCAAAUCAUCAACUGCCAUCAGCUUCACCGAAAAGAAGGAAGUCCAGCGUCAACCUUGAAUCAUGCUGUAAUCGUAAGUUGGCCUCCUUUUCCCCCCCCGGACUAUGUUUACGCAUUACUUUAUGCGUAAAGUAAAUUUAUAAAAUCAAUUGAAUUAAUUUAAUUAUUUUUCUCUUUAAUUUUCAAUAAUUUCUUUUCUUUCAUUUUUUCAUGAAAUUUUAAAUCUUAAUAUAAAUUAUUUCAUGUUUGUUUUAAAGAAAUAAUGUUUCAAUCAAGUCCAAUAAAUUCUCUUUGUCAAUGGAAA